This is a messenger RNA of Durusdinium trenchii, 789 nucleotides long. Lineage: Eukaryota; Dinophyceae; Suessiales; Symbiodiniaceae. The record is from the annotation of a GenBank genome assembly.
AUGCUUGUGUUCGUUGCCGCAGUGCCGGACAACGCAUCAGUGCCAACAGUGCAGGAGCACUCCAUUGUGACGGCGGACCACUCGGCCAAUGCAAGCCGUGGAAGCGAAGACCUCGGACACGAUCUCGCUGUGGAGAAUGAGGGCAAGGCUGUGCAGAGGAUGGGUGGGCCGACCAUUGGCAAUCCGAGUCCAGGGGCAUGCAUCGUGACCCGCACGACGACCUACUCACGUCAGUACGCACUGUGUGGCCACGACAUCCAUGCGGAUACGGUGUCCCGCUGGAAGGAGGCCACUUUCAUGAGAACGUAUGUCAAGUGUCCAGGGGAGGGUGAGACAUUGUACAGAACAGAUUUUGUCCGGUGCAACGGCCGCCGGUUGCUCUCGGAUGUUGAGCAGGAUCGCUCAGACCCCUUCGGGCAGAAGAAGGCCACGCUCUUCGCGGGGACCUUCCGGCCGCAGAGGAGCCGCUCCGCCAAGUGCGUGGCUGAGGCCUCUUUGAGCCGGCCCGCUUCAGGGAAGGUGGAGCUGAAGGAGGAGGCUCUUCGUAGUCGCCCGACCACGGGUCGCCCACCCACCGGGGGAGAGGCAGAGCUGGAUGACCUCUGGGAUUCCCUCUCGAUCUUCUCCUUGAGGGACCACGUGAGCAACCUGCUUCAGCAGCCUUUGCCCACGCGUGGUGAAGGCAUCAAGGAUUAUGCCAGCCAGAGCAGUGUUGGGCCUUUGCCUGUUCUUCUCACGAAGACUGACCAGACUCGGCUGAGCACACAGGGCAGGUCCUGCUGUCCAUAA